This is a messenger RNA of Anarrhichthys ocellatus (wolf-eel), 3686 nucleotides long. It is a transcript of the gene tlr8a, whose product is annotated as toll-like receptor 8a. The record is from RefSeq and is a predicted model, not a curated record. Gene Ontology annotation, biological process: defense response to virus; canonical NF-kappaB signal transduction; toll-like receptor signaling pathway. Lineage: Eukaryota; Metazoa; Chordata; Actinopteri; Perciformes; Anarhichadidae. The transcript has 2 exons. Bases 30 to 3146 code for a protein of 1038 amino acids. Gene Ontology annotation, molecular function: protein binding; pattern recognition receptor activity. Gene Ontology annotation, cellular component: plasma membrane.
CAAUUUUACAUGAAAGAGUGCCAGGGUCAAUGUUUUUCAAGUUUGUCUUAAGGAAUCACAGUGCAUGCACAAUGACUGUCACACGUUGGAUGCACUUGCUGCUGUUCUGUCUGUGUUGCCAUUAUGAGAUCCAGCUUGCUGCAUGCAAACCUGCGUGGAUGAAAUCGCAGUUCCCUUGUGAUGUCACAGCGGACAAUACCUCUACGGUCCGAUUUGACUGUGAAGGGCGUCAUCUGAAAAUAGUACCUUCUGGGAUAACCACUAACGCUACUGAACUUAACUUAUCAGACAACUACAUUAAGAAUAUUUCGGCUGAUUCGUUUUCCAGCCUGCUGAAUCUGACUCAACUCAAUCUCAGCAGGGCAAACAUGGACCACGCAGUGAUCAUUGCUGCGAAUGCUUUCAAAAAUCUGACAAAACUGCGAGAACUGAGACUGACUGGCAACUAUCUGAAAGAAAUUCCCGGCAAUCUCCCUCUCAGCGUGGAAAUCCUCGACCUGAACAACAACCACAUUUUUUUGUUGGAUAACAGGAGCCUUGCUGGCUUACCAAACGUGACCCAUUUAAGGUUAUCCAGAAACUGCUACAUCUGGAACCCUUGUGGGAAAUCUGUUACGAUUAUGAAAGACAGUUUUGCAGUUAUGAACAAGCUGCAGGUUCUGGACUUGUCUUCUAACAACUUAACAGAAGUUCCCAAAGGAUUACCCCAAUCAUUAAGCAUGUUAACGCUGGGUUCUAACAGAAUCCAGCACAUAUCUGAAGAUGAUUUUUUGUGGCUACCGAAUUUAAACGUCCUAAAAAUAGAAGGAAACUGUCCAAGAUGUCAAAAUGCUCCAUUUCCUUGUGUUUCUUGCAAAAACAUGUCUCUUGGUAUCCAUCCUAAUGCAUUUCAGAAUCUAACACAGCUCCUAACACUGAACCUGGGAGGAAACUCCCUGGACCACCUGAAUCCCUCCUGGUUUGAGAAGCUGAACAAGCUUAAGCAAUUGUUCCUGUCAUUCAACUUCUUAUUAAAAGCAAUUACUGAGGAGGCAACAUUUCUAAGAUAUCUCCCAAAGUUAGAAGUAAUUGAUCUCUCUUUCAACUUUGCCCUCAAAUCAUACCCCACGACAUUAAAUCUCUCAAAGGAGUUUUCAAAUCUCGUGUCUCUCAGAACUUUGCAUUUGGAGGGUUUGGUCUUCCAGAAUCUUGAACUGGACACGCUCAGACCUCUGUACAAGCUCCAAAACCUGUCCGCACUGAACUUGGGGACUAACUUCAUUAUUCACUCUAAUUCCACCAUAUUCAGCCAAUUUAUCGACCUGAAAAUGAUAUACCUCGCAGAAAACAGGCUGUAUCCCAUCCCAGUGAGAAGUUCAAGUGACGGAUACAAUCAGGGGUCUGACCUCUCUAUGUCACCGCUCGUAAAACCCCAGCCGAAAGAUUUUGUUUAUGAACUAUCCCACGGCCUUAUCAAACAAGAGUGCUUUGACUCUGGACGAGUGCUAAUCCUCAGCUCAAAUAAUCUGUUCUUCAUUUCUCUACAGCAAUUUAAAGGCUAUGAGAAUAUUGCAUGUCUCAACCUCUCCAGUAAUGGAUUUUCAGCAGCACUUAAUGGAAAAGAGUUCUCCUUGCUGCCUAAUCUGACAUACCUAGACCUUUCAUUCAAUAGGAUUGAUCUGGCCUAUGACAAUGCCUUCAAAGAACUAGAUAAACUACAAGUGCUAGACCUCAGUAACAAUGAUCACUACUUUAAAGCAUUUGGGGUAACGCAUAAUUUAAAUUUUACAAAAAAUCUGCCUGCUCUGAGGGUGCUGAAUAUGAGUCAUAAUUCCAUUUCCACGUUGACAACAAAAAUGAUGCACAGCAAAUCAUUAACAGAACUUCAGUUCACAAAUAAUUUUCUCGGGACUCUUUGGAAAGAAAGUGACGUCUCGUAUAAGAUGCUUUUUACUAAUCUUACUAAUUUGAGAAUUUUAGAUAUAUCCUACAACAGCAUUGUAAAGAUUCCAGACAAUGUUUAUGAAUAUUUGCCGUCUAACCUCACCACACUACGCAUAAAUCACAAUUAUCUUACUGAUUUUACAUGGGACAAACUCACGUGUUUCCAUCAACUUCAAAUUUUAGAACUGAGUUUCAAUUAUUUAACUAAUGUGACAGUUAUAAAGGCAAACGUCUCUUUGACUUUCCUUGACCUGAGUCAUAAUCACAUUAUCCACUUGGACAAUGGGUUUCUAAAGGGUGCAAAAAGCCUCACGACUCUUAAACUUAGCAACAACAAACUGACUAUAAUCAAUCAAUCCACCUUCCAAUCCAGACCUGAAUCUCAGAUCCAGACUUUGUACAUGCAGAGAAACCCGUUCCAGUGUACCUGUGAUUCAUUAGAGUUCAUUGUGUGGAUUGAAAACAGUGAUGUAAAGAUCCCUGGGCUGACCACCGAGGUGACAUGCGACACACCGGCGAACCUGAACGGUCAAGCUCUGAUCUACUUUGACAUUAACCAGUGUGUAAAUGACAGUCAGGCGUUCUUGAUCUACAUUCUGACAAAUUCCUUCAUUAUUGUUUUCAUGUUUGUGGCAACAGUUGCUCACUUGUUCUACUGGGAUGCUUCCUACCUGUUUCACUAUAUGAAAGCUAAGCUGAAAGGAUACAGAUCCUUGAACUCACCAGACUGUGUUUAUGAUGUCUUUGUGACGUACGAUACCAGAGAUCCACACGUCUCCGAGUGGGUGAUGACGAACCUGCGAGUGAAACUGGAGGAGGAAGGAGAUAAGCAUCUUCCUCUGUGUCUGGAGGAGAGGGAUUGGGCCCCCGGAGCCCCACUGGUAGAGAACCUUGCUCAGAGCAUCCGGUACAGUCGUAAGACCCUGUUCGUCUUAACCGAGGCUUAUGUUAAGACCGGGGUUUUCAAGCUGGCGAUGUGUCUGGCCCACCAAAGACUGCUUGAUGAAAACGUGGACGUGAUCGUGCUGCUGAUGCUGGAACCCGUCCUGCAGCAUUCUCACUUCCUGCGCCUGAGGAGGCGGAUGUGUGCGAAAAGUGUGUUGGAGUGGCCAAGAACAGCUGCCGCAGAGCCCUGGUUUUGGCAAAUCUUGAGGAAUGUGGUCAGAGUGGACAACCAGGCGAUAUGCAACAAGACUUAUAAAAAGUACUUUACCAUAAAGUGAACCAAUGACUACUGUCUGGGAAUGAUUUAGGCCUAACUUUAAAAUGCUAUAUCUGGUGCCUUUUUAAAUUGAUUGUUCUAUGUCAACUCUGAUGUGGUCCUUCACAACUUGUAUCACUCUGUCUGGGGUUAAUUAAAGACAAAUAAAGAUAUUGAUUAUGUUUUUUACAAUGAUACAGAAUGUCUUGUGUGGAAAAUGUAUAUCAAAUAAAUCAACUCAUUUAAAAUCUGUGCCCUUUUUUGGAUGUUAUGUGGUCUCCAUCUAGCCUAGACAAUAUAUUUAAGGUAACAAAAACAACCAACACAAUUUGUUGUAAGAAUAAAAUGUGCUGCAUUAUCCCUCAGGCCUAUUUCUAAUUUGUCAAGACUCAGCUAUGAGAGUCAAAAGAAAACAUGUUGAGCUUUGCACAACUAAAACUCUGUCCAAUCUGCAGUUCCAAUGAAAUCCCCCUCUACCUGCACUUCCUGGUUAUACCUUUGUUUGUCCGCAAGGUGUCGCCCUCUGAUGCACGUUGUAAUGGCUCGUUUUGUGCAGGUUAAA